Messenger RNA from Macroventuria anomochaeta, 1863 nucleotides. Its product is annotated as Actin/actin-like protein. Bases 290 to 1426 code for a protein of 378 amino acids. NCBI's taxonomy places the organism in Eukaryota, Fungi, Ascomycota, Dothideomycetes, Pleosporales, Didymellaceae. The record is from RefSeq and is a predicted model, not a curated record. The transcript is spliced from 4 exons.
UUCAGACUAGAUUGGUACUCCCAUGAUGAUUACCGAAGGGUGAAAGAAUCGUCCAGACAGCUUUGACUUUUGGGGUGAAGGCUGCUGCACGUGAUGGCGCACUAGCGCGGUGGAUCCCUGCCAACAAUUCGCGAACCGUGUUGUGACAGUCGCGACUCGAGGAAGCUACGACAUCGAAUGCAUUUACGACGAUAACGCCCACCUUCACUACGGCCAUCCUCUUCGUCCGCUCCGCCGCCGCUCUUUUAUCGCAAACCUCCGCAUCGGUCUUUCCUCACAAACAUCCACAAUGGGCUCACGACUCCACAAUGCGCCCAUUGUUAUUGACAAUGGCAGUGGCACAAUAAGAGCUGGAUUUGCAGGCGAAGAUGUGCCAAAAUGCUUCUUUCCUUCAUAUGUUGGGCGGCCGAAGCAUGUACGGACAAUGGCAGGAGCAUUGGAGGGUGAUGUGUUCAUUGGGCCACAAGCACAGUCACAUAAGGGGCUGUUCAAGAUCAACUAUCCACUGGAGCACGGCAUUGUUACAGACUGGGACGACAUGGAGCGGAUAUGGCAGUAUGUCUACAACGAGGGGUUGAAGACGGUCAGCGAAGAUCAUCCAGUACUUCUUACAGAACCACCGCUGAAUCCUCGGGAAAACCGCGAUGUUGCCGCCCAGAUCCUCUUCGAGACGUUCAAUGUCCCCGCGUUAUACAGCUCUGUCCAGGCUGUCCUCUCACUUUACGCUUCAGGAAAAACAACGGGAUUAGUUCUGGAUUCUGGUGACGGUGUGUCGCAUGCAGUACCAGUUUUCCAAGGAUUCGCCAUACCCAACAGUAUCAGGAGGAUAGACGUAGCUGGAAGGGAUGUAACGGAGCAGCUACAACUGCAGCUACGGAAGGGAGGGCAUAUUUUCCACACAAGCGCAGAGAAAGAGACAGUCAAGGCCAUCAAGGAGGCAACAGGUUAUGUGGCGCUCGACAUUGCUAAGGAAGAGAAAGAGUGGUCCGGCAGCAGGUCAGAAGGAAAGAGCAUCGACUACACGCUGCCUGACGGACAGAAGCUGAAGAUUGGCGCAGAACGCUUUCGCGCACCCGAGAUCCUCUUCAACCCCGAGCUCAUUGGCCUCGAGUACCCUGGUGUGCACCAGAUCGUUGUCGAGGCGAUCCAGAGGACAGACAUGGACUUGCGGAAGUCGCUAUAUGGCAACAUUGUGCUCUCAGGUGGUUCCACAUUGACAAAGGGAUUCGGCAACAGGUUACUCCACGAAGUGCAAAGACUGGCGGUGAAGGACAUGCGGAUCAAGAUUCUCGCGCCGCCAGAGCGUAUUUACACCACGUGGACUGGCGGCAGCAUCCUCGCCGGUCUGAGUACCUUCAAGAAGAUGUGGGUUGAGAAGGACGAGUGGCAGGAGAACCCAGACAUCAUCCACUCCAAAUUCGCUUAGACGAUGCGUUAUGACCUCGGUCGCAGACAAAUCGUCGUUUUGCGCGUCUGCGCUUCCCACAGCGUCUACCCGCCUCCGCAAAAGGCUCAACCACGGUUCGAGAAAGCUGCAUGACGCUUGUGCUCCGGAGUGUUAGUCAUGGAAAUCGCGGCUGCACAACCGACGUCCAAGGAACAUCACAGGACCCUGCACGCCUGGCAUCGCCCGGAUCAACGUGUCAGCCGGUUCGUGGCGGGAGUGCUACCGUAGUGUGUUUCCCCGCGUUACUCAGCGAGUUUCCAAUUUGGGCGUGUUUCUGUUACUUAACCCUGACAUGGGCAUCGCAUGGGUUUGAGGGGUUUGCGAAGAAGUGAUGCAUCAUACAUGGCGUUUGUGUGAGCGCAAAAGGAUACCCAUAUGAUUUUGAAAUGAAGUCAAUACAAGAAUAUAGCAUGGCC